Messenger RNA from Caenorhabditis sp. 36 PRJEB53466, 276 nucleotides. The record is from the annotation of a GenBank genome assembly. NCBI's taxonomy places the organism in Eukaryota, Metazoa, Nematoda, Chromadorea, Rhabditida, Rhabditidae.
AUGGCCAAGAGAACUAAGAAGGUCGGAAUCGUCGGAAAGUACGGAACCCGUUAUGGAGCUUCCCUGCGUAAGACGGCCAAGAAGAUCGAGGUCGCACAGCACUCUCGCUACACCUGCUCGUUCUGCGGAAAGGAGGCCAUGAAGAGAAAGGCCACCGGAAUCUGGAACUGCGCCAAGUGCCACAAGGUCGUCGCCGGAGGAGCCUACGUCUACGGAACCGUCACCGCCGCCACCGUCAGAUCGACCAUCAGAAGACUGAGAGAUCUUAAGGAAUAA